GAAGUGGCGGACAUAAAAUGGCUUCGAAAGUUAGGUUCGAGAGCUUGACAGAGGAGGCAAUUUGUCCGAUCUGCCUGGAUUUCUUCACCGAUCCGGUGUCACUGGAGUGUGGGCACAACUUCUGCCGCUCCUGUAUCACACAGUGUUGGGACAGGGAGGGGAGAAACUCCUGCCCGGAAUGUAGAGAGGUGUUUACAGACCGCACCCUCAGGGUGAAUCGGGCCUUGGCGAGACUGUCUGAGAAAGCUCGAACGCUGAACAUGAAUCGGACAGAGAAUGAAAGUAAACUUCAGUGCGAGGAACAUCGAGAAGAACUGAAGCUGUUUUGUGAAACGGACAAGAAGCUGAUCUGUGUGGUUUGUGCAGCUGGGCGGGAACACAGAGAUCACCGCUUCAUGCCGGUUAAAGAAGCUGUUCAAAUAUACAAGGAUCAGGUGAAAUCUUCCGUCCAGUCUCUCACAAAAAAGAAAUCAGAGAUCCAGCAAAUGGAGCAGCAACAGAAACAGAAGAUUUCUGGAGUCCUGAAACAGUCACACAGCCUUCAGUCCAAGAUCACAUCCCAGUUUGCUGAACAGCACUAUAUUCUCAUUGAGAAAGAGCAGCGCGCACUGGGAGAUAUCCGAGAGGAAGAGAAGAGGAUUCUAAAUUCAAUGGAGAAAAAUCUUGGAGAGAUUCAAGAGAAUUUAAAAUAUACUCAGGAGAAACUAUUAAACUUGCAGCAACAGAUGAAUCAAAAAGACAGUGUGGUGUUUCUGAAGGAGGAAGCUAGUCGCAAGCAAAGGGUUCGUGAUGAAGCCAAACCAAUGUCAGUGGUAGAUGAAGCCUUGCCGAUUGAAAAGUUGCAUUGCCCUGUUUCGUUCAACAUGACAUUCAAAGAAAUAUCUGAUUACUUCAAGCAAGUCUCCGUCACCCUGGAUGUGGAUACAGCGGGUCCUGUACUCGAAGUAUCUGCGGAUCGGAAGAGGAUGAGAUGUACCGGGACCAAGAUGAGUCUCCCUGACACCGGGAAGAGGUUUACACACAGUCCGUGUUUGCUGGGAUUGGAGGGAUUCAUAUCGGGGAGACAUUCAUGGGCGGUGGUGGUUGCGGGGAGUCGGCGCUGGAGUCUGGGAGUCGCCGCUGAGUCUGUGGAGAGGAAGGGGGAGGUCACACUGACACCUGAGACUGGAGUCUGGAGCAUCGGGCUGUGGGAUGACAAGCUUGUUGCCCUCACCUCCCCCCCAUCCCCUCUCCACGCCCGUUCCAUCCCCGGGAGGGUGGGAGUUUAUUUCAGUUACGUGUCUGGGACAGUUUCAUUUUACGACGCGGACACCAAUUCCCAUCUCCACACCCUCACUGGGAAUAAAUUCACGGGAAAACUGUAUCCUUUCUUCGGGACGUGGGAUGGAAAACAUUGGCUGAGAAUGUGCUCCAGUUCCAAAACACAAUAGAAAAUAUGGGCAUGUGUAGGCUACUUGGACCUUCGAGCCAGCACUCCCAUUCAAUGUGAUCUUGGUUGAUUAUCCCCAAUCAGUACCCCGUUCCUGACUUCUCCCCAUAUCCCCCGAUUAGGCUAUUUUUAAGAGCCCUAUCUAGCUCUCUCUUGAAAGCUUCCAGAGAACAUGCCUCCACCCUUAGGCAGAGCAUUCCACAGACUCGCCACUCUCUGUGAGAUAAAGCGUUUCCUCGUCUCCGUUCUAAGUGGCUUACUCAUUAUUCUUAAACUGUGGCCCUUAGUUCGGGACUCCCCCUACAUCUGGAACAUGUUUAAUGCCUCUAGCGUGUCCAAGCCCUUAACAAUCUUAAAUGUCUCAAUGAGAUAACCUCUCAUCCUUCUAAACUCCAUAGUGUACAAGCCCAGCUGCUCCAUUCUCUCAGCAUACGACAGUCCCGCCAUCCCGGGAAUUAACCUUGUAAACCUACGCUGCACUCCCUCAAUAGCAAGAAUGUCCUUCCUCAAAUUAGGGGAUCAAAACUGCACGCAAUACUCCAAGUGUGGUCUCACUAGGGCUCUGUACAACGGCAGAAGGACUUAUUUGUUCCUAUAUUUGAUUCCUCUUGUUAUUAAUGCCAACAUGCCAUUCAUUGUCUUCAUUGCCUGCUGAACCUCCAUGCUUACUUUCUUAGACUGAUGAACAAGGACCCCGCAGAUCCCGUUGUACUUCCCCUUUUCCCAACUUGACACCAUUUAGACAGUAAUCUGCCUUCCUGUUUUUGCAACCAAAGUGGAUAACCUCACAUGUAUCUACAUUAAACUUCGUCUGCCAUGCAUCUGCCCACUCCCUCAAUCUAUCCAAGUCACCCUGCAUUCUCAUAGCAUCCUCCUCACAGUUCACACUACCACCCAGCUUUGAGUCAGCAGCAAAUUUGCUAAUGUUACCUUGAAUUCCGUCAUCCAAAUCAUUGAUGUAUAUUGCAAAGUAGCUGGGGUCCCAGCACCGAGCCUUGCGGUACCCCAUUAGGCACUGCCUACCAUUCUGAAAGGGACCCGUUAAUCCCUAAUCUUUGUUUCCUGUCUGCCAACCACUUCUCUAUCCAUGUCAGCACUCUACCCCAAUACAUGUGCCCUAAUUUUGCACACUAGUCUCCUAUGUGGGACCUUAUGAAAUGCUUUCUGAAAGUCCAGGUACACUACAUCCACUGUACCUCCUGUGUCCAUUUCCCUGGUUACAUCAUCAAAAAAUUCCAGACGAUUAGUUAAGUAUGAAUUCCCGUUCGUAAAUCCAUGCUGACUCUGACCGAUCCUGUUACAGCUAUCCAAAUAUGCGGCUAUCUCAUAUUUUAUCAUUGACUCCAGCAUCUUCCCCACCACCGAUGUGAGGCUAACUGGUCUAUAAUUCCCCGUUUUUUGCUCUCCCGCCUUUAUUAAAAAGUGGGAUAACAUUAGCUAUCCUCCAAUCCACAGAAACUGAUAUGUGUCUACAGAACAUUGGAAAAUUAUCACCAAUGCAUCCACGAUUUAUAGAGCCACUUCCUUAAGUACAUAGAAACAUAGAAACAGAAAAUAGGUGCAGGAGUACGCCAUUCGGCCCUUCCGGCCUGCGCCGCCAUUCAAUAUGACCGUGGAUGAUCAUCCAACUCAGCAUCCUGUACCUGCCUUCUCUCCAUACCCCACGUUACCUUUAGUCUCAAGGGCCACAUCUAAUUCCAUCUUAAAUGUAGCCAAUGAACUGGCCUCAACUACCUUCUGUGGCAGAGAAUUCCAGAGAUUCACCACUCUCUGUGUGAAAAAUGUUUUUCUCAUCUCGGUCCCAAAAGAUUUACCCCUUAGAGAGAGUACAGAGGAGAUUUACUAGAAUGUUGCCUGGGUUUCAGCAACUAAGUUACAGAGAAAGGUUGAACAAGUUAGGAUUUAUCAGCCUUCAGUCCCAUUUGUCUAUCCAACACCAUUUCCUGCCUAAUGUGGAUUUCCUUCAGUUCCUCUGUCACCCCAGAUCCUCUGGUCCCUAUUAUAUCAGGAAGAUUGUUUGUGCCCUCAUUUGUGAAGACAGAUCCAAAGUACCUGUUCCGCACCGGGUGUGUUAAAGAGUCAGGUACCGGGACCGGCGUCAGGAGCAGGGGUUGUGGGGCAGAAACCCGGUGGUCGACGCUGAACGAACGGUUCCCAUUUAAUCCCCAAAUUCCGCGUCGUAAAAAAACCCAGUGAGUGAGUGAGCGCGCGGAAAUAAAAUCAUGGAAAAUGUAAAUGUGGGAAGAGUUAAAUAAAGACUAACUG
This is a messenger RNA of Leucoraja erinaceus (little skate), 3694 nucleotides long. Its product is annotated as zinc-binding protein A33-like. NCBI's taxonomy places the organism in Eukaryota, Metazoa, Chordata, Chondrichthyes, Rajiformes, Rajidae. The record is from RefSeq and is a predicted model, not a curated record. The transcript has 6 exons. Gene Ontology annotation, biological process: protein ubiquitination. The coding region runs from base 18 to 1430 and encodes 470 amino acids. Gene Ontology annotation, molecular function: ubiquitin-protein transferase activity; protein binding; zinc ion binding.